Trichobilharzia regenti is the source of this 5334-nucleotide messenger RNA. Lineage: Eukaryota; Metazoa; Platyhelminthes; Trematoda; Strigeidida; Schistosomatidae. The record is from the annotation of a GenBank genome assembly.
AUGUCAGCUCGUGAUUCAGUAGACUAUGUGUCUCAGGAUCGAAUCAGCCAGCUUGCCCGUACUUAUUGGCUUACAAGUCAACAAUCAGUAAAAUCUAGUCAGUCUUCAGCGCCUACAACAGGUAAAGAUGCAUGCGGACCUUUCCAGCCAAAAAUUACGGAGAAAAUUUACCGCGAGGAAUUAUUAUCUUCCGGAUUUUCACAUCGUAGAUGUUUGGCUCUUGAACUGAAUCAGUAUCUAGAACAAUGGCUUUGGCCACACUUCGAUGCAGACAAAAGCAGUCGUGCGCACGUAUUAUCAAUAUGUGCAAUGGUCAAUGAAAAAGCUCGUGGACGUGUCCCAAUAUGGCCGACUUUCGUAGAGUCGGCAGAUAAAUUUAGUGGACUUAUUCAACGUGUACUGCAUAUCUUGGUUGAUGAAUCUUCAAAUAUACUGGCUGCCAACCCAUUUCUCAGUGAUGAUAUAGAUCCAAAUUCUUCUAAUGAUAAUGGCGUUAAGAAUGAACAGCAACAGAACACUGAAAAAUCACUAAAUCCAGUACAACAGAAGAAAUGCAUUCUGGAACAUAUAGUUCUUAUCAUUUUCUUAUCACAUUGUUUUACAAACUUAGCUGAAGUUGGUGUCCUAAGACGUAGUCUUCGUGAAUUAUACAGUCUAGCUAUAUGGCAGGAUCAUCUUCAACCAAGUCGGUUAAGUGUUGAAUUGAAAUCUCAUCCACGAUAUGCUCGACUACUGAAGAAGUUGCAAAAGUAUCGUGAGACCAAGGUGACAGCUGAAGAAAGAGAUAAAAUGAUUUUUCAGCAUUCAUUUAUCCCAAGAAUUUUGGAUGUAUUUCUAACUUUAUUGAAUUCUAUACCUGAGAAAGAUGAAAAUAAGCCUAUAGAACCAUUAUUGAUUCACUAUUUGGAACGUUUCAUUUUAUUACUCAUCGAUUUGGAAAGUAUGCUGCUUACACGUCGAAUUCUCAAUGUUGUUCUUGAUGAUAGACAUGUUGUUGUCUAUUGUCAAAGAUCUGCUCUUAUCAAACGUCCUGAUGGAAAACUCUUCUCAGAAUUAGUCGACUUGUUGGCAUUCUAUGCACAUUUUCAUAUUGAUGAAAGUACUGGUGAACCAUUGGAUGAAUCAGAAAUGGACAAAAAACAUUGUGCAAAACUGAGUGAUCUUCAAUUGAAAGCUUUUGGAUUCCAUAAAGAUAAACUUCUUCCGUUCGCUGUUUCACAUCCUGCUGGUAUUGAAACUGCUCAACUGUUGCGUAAACAUCUGUCUGUUUUGAACAGAGACCAGCUCUAUCAUAUGGCAUCGUGUUUUGGUUUAGUUGAAUUGAAGAAAGAAACUAAUGAAGAAGAUGUCGAGAAGACAUCACAAGAGGAUGACAAUAAUAACAAUGAUAAUGAUGAACAACAAAGGCCUGGAAAACGACCUCGUCUAGAUAAUGACGCCAAUGAAACAAAUCAAUUAAACCUAGAACGUUUAAGAGAUAAACUGGAGUCUAGGCAUAUGGAUAAAGAUAUGAUAAUUCGGAUUUUAAUUCAUCAUUUUGCUCGUCGUCAAUCAGAAUUGGAGUAUAUUAACAGUUUAUCAUUGUAUCCUACAGAAGAAUUAAUCUGGGAUGAGAAUCAUGUCCCAACAGAGUAUUAUUCUGGUGAAAAUUGUUUAGCACUACCAAAGUUGGGUUUACAAUUCCUAACCUUACAAGAUUACUUACUGAGAAAUUUCAACUUGUUUCGUUUAGAGUCAACGUAUGAAAUUCGGCAGGAUAUUGAAGAUGCUAUUGUCCGCCUGAAAGCCUGGCGAGGUGAAUUCGGUCAAGCAGUAUUUGAUGGUUGGUCAAGAAUGGCAUUACCAAUACAAGCAUUCAAUAUUGUUGAAGUUGCUAAACCCGACCUAGGUUCAAAGCAUCCAGCACGUGUACGUGCUGAUGUUCGUGUAGCGCUUGCUGGUCUUCGUCCAGAUAUUCGUAAAGAAUGGCUUGGUCUACGACGACAUGAUCCAGUUUUCUUGGUUACAAUAAGGCCAACUCAACCAAAAGGAUGGAAAUUUAAUGUGAAUGAACCAUUUGCUCCACAAGUUGGUUUGCAUUAUGUUCGUGGUUGUGAAAUUGAAGGUCAAGUGGAUAAAGAAGGCAAAUUAGUAUCAGAUGAAGAACGUCUCGGUUUUUUGCCAUUGAAAGGUGAAAAACCAAGUCUAGUCGAAACUCUGCCUACCUGGCGUGUACGCUUAGAUCCUGUCCAAUAUCAAGUUGAUUUAGAUCGAUUAAAAGCUGAACAAAUGCGUGGUGAAGUGAUACGAUCUAAAGUGAUUCGUGCUAAACGUGAAGGACGUACACCUGAAGAGAUUAAAGCGCUACAAGCUCAAGCAGAUGACGCUGAUCAGGCUUCACCUGAAGAUUUAUACGAUACAUUCAAUGUUUUAAUUAGACGUAAACCAAAGGAGAAUAAUUUUAAAGCUGUACUAGAAACGAUAAGGGAUCUUAUGAAUAUAAAAUCUGUUGUCCCUGAAUGGCUGUUAGAUUUGUUGAUGGGUUAUCUAGAUCCAGCUGCAGCUCACUACACACAUCGUCCAGAUGUUUAUGAACCGAAACAAAAUUGGUUUGAUACAUUUUUAUCACCAGAGCACUUGAGAAAUUCACUAUCACAUCGUAAAUGGAAAUCAUCCAACGGUGGAAAUGAAAGUUCUAUGAUGAUUGAUGAUUCCACAGAUCCACCAGGACCACCAUAUCGACUUAUUUUUCCAAAAUUAGAAAAUGAUCCAACAGCAAAAGUUGAAGCAAUGAUUCCAUCAGACAUGAUAAUACAAAAUCAUCAUUCAAACGAUAAAAUGUCAACUGAUCACUCAAGUUCAAGUAAUAAAUUAAAAAAUGAUGAUGCUUAUGAGAAACCGUGUUUAACUGUUGAAGCCUAUGAUCCCCCACUUCAUCCACCAUGGGAUCUACUUACUCAAGCUGGUGGUCAUCUACCCAGCAGUCAUUUAUCAUUAGGCGCCAACAGUUCUAAGCCUGGUAAUAAAGUACCAUUUACUUCAGCACAAGUAGAGGCUAUUCGAUCUGGAAUGCAAUGUGGUCUUACCUUAGUAGUUGGUCCACCUGGGACUGGAAAAACUGAUGUGGCUGUACAGAUUAUUCAUAAUUUGUAUCAUAAUUAUCCUAAUCAAAGAAUUCUUAUUGUAACACAUUCAAAUCAAGCAUUGAAUCAGUUAUUUGAAAAGAUUAUCGCACUAGAUGUUGAUGAACGUCAUCUUCUACGUUUAGGUCAUGGUGAAGAAGGAUUAGAUACAGAGAAAGAUUUUUCACGUUAUGGUCGUGUAGAUUACAUUCUAGCUAAACGUAUACAUCUUUUACAAGAAGUUACACGUCUAGCGAAAACGUUCAGCCCAUCGUCAGCUGUUCCACAACCUUCAACUGAUCUGUCUAACUCUGAUUCAUCUGAUCCAAUGAACAAUAUUCAUUUACAAACAUGUGAAACAGCACAAUACUUUUAUGUUCAAGAGGUUUUAUCACGUUGGGAAGAUUUUAUCAGUAAAGUGGCAUCAAACAAUCCACACUGGAUAGCAUCAGCACAACAAAAUCAGUCAACAUCUCAGCCAGCCACAGAGAUGGCUUAUGAUCCUAGUUUAAUUCGUAAUGAUUUUCCAUUCACAGAAUUUUUCACAGGUCAAAAAACACCAUCAGAAGAGAUUAUGUGUCGACUUUUCCCUGGUCGAAAUCUGUUGGAAGAUGUUGCACUUGCUCAAACAUAUUUCCGUCAUCUUCAUUCAAUAUUUACCCAACUAGAUGAAUUCCGUGCCUUCGAAUUAAUGCGUACUGGUACUGAACGGGCGAAUUACCUGCUAAUACAAGAAGCGAAAAUCGUAGCUAUGACGUGUACACAUGCUGCAUUACGUCGAAGAGAUUUAGUCCAGCUAGGCUUUACCUAUGAUACAAUUCUAAUGGAAGAAGCUGCACAAAUUCUAGAAAUUGAAACUUUCAUCCCACUACUAUUACAAAAUCCUGAUAUAUCAGGUAGAAAUCGUUUGAAACGUUGGAUUAUGAUUGGUGAUCAUCAUCAGUUGCCGCCAGUGGUAAAAAAUCAAGCCUUUAAUAAUUAUUCUAAUAUGGGUCAAUCAUUGUUCACUCGUCUAGUAAAACUUGGUGUACCAACCGUACAGUUGGAUGCACAAGGUCGUGCACGACCAUCCCUAUCUCGUUUAUACAGUUGGCGAUAUGAUCAGUUAACUGAUUUACCGCAUACAUUAAGUGAAUCUCAGUAUCGUUUAGCUAAUCCAGGCUUCAAAUAUGAUGUACAGUUGAUAAAUGUUGAAGAUUAUAAAGGUGUUGGUGAAUCUGAGCCAAGUCCAUACUUUUAUCAAAAUCUUGCUGAAGCUGAAUAUGUCGUCGCCGUCUAUAUGUAUAUGCGUAUAUUAGGCUAUCCAGCAGAGAAAAUCACCAUCCUCACUACAUACAAUGGUCAAAAACAUUUAAUUCGUGAUGUAAUCGCUGCACGUUGUUCACAAAAUCCACUGUUGGGCAAUCCGAGUAAAGUAACAACUGUAGAUCGUUUUCAAGGUCAACAAAAUGACUACAUUCUAGUAUCAUUAGUACGUACACGUACUGUUGGGCAUUUACGUGAUGUCCGACGUCUGGUUGUCGCAUUAUCUCGUGCUCGACUGGGUUUAUAUAUCUUCGCCAGGAUAGAUCAAUUCUCUAAUUGUCCUGAAUUGAAACGAGCAUUUGACUUGCUAUUGAAUCGUUUGCCAGGGGAACAAAUGAAACCAAUUGAAUUACAUUUAACACCUUGGGAAAUAUGGAUGGAUCCACGCAGUUCAAUGGCUUUAGCAACACAACGUAUGCAAACUGAUUGUCUUGAUCGAUCUCCACUAGUCAUUAAAGAUAUGCCACAUAUGAGUGCUUAUGUUCGUGAGUUAUACGAUCAGAAGUUGGAAUAUUUAAUGACUCAAUUACAACAACAACAGCAGCAACAAGCUAAAGCGAAAUUAACAGCAACUGUUGAUAAAUCAUUGAAAAUUACUGAUGUCAACAGUAUACCACCGAUCGACACUACUGCCACCACCUCCGCCUCGACAACGACAAUCACGCUACCGCCGUCACUUUCAAAUACGGAUCCGGAUGAUAAACAACAGCAACAACAAGAAAGCCAAAAAAUGGAUGUUGAUAAUAAUGAAGUCAGCGAGACUAGUCAACCGACGGAGAGUAGAGACGAUGCAUCCAUUGCGGGCUCUGUUGUCGAUACAACUACAGACGUUAAUGAUAAUAAUACUGCACCCGUGAAUGAAGAAGCUGUUCAAACACCCAUGGAUACCACAGAUAAUAAUAAUAAUAACAAUAAUGACAAUAAUUAG